This is a messenger RNA of Paramuricea clavata, 10450 nucleotides long. NCBI's taxonomy places the organism in Eukaryota, Metazoa, Cnidaria, Anthozoa, Malacalcyonacea, Plexauridae. The record is from the annotation of a GenBank genome assembly.
AUGGCAUCAAAAAAUACAUUGCCAGUGGUCAACCAUGAUGAAAAUAUCGCACCUGAAGAAGGGCACUCCCCUUCACCUGACGUGAGCAAAUCGCGGAGGAAAGCUCCACGUUCACAAGUGAGAAAAGUUGUAAGAACAGAUUUACAGAGUAAAGUUCAAGAAGAGACGAAUGUAACACAGCCUUUACUGGCAGUGAAGUCUGAAACAACGUCGAACGAAAGUUUUCAAGAACCUGAAUGCAGUGAAAGACAAGUGCAGAAUAUGGUUCAAGAUGUGAUAAACACAACAACUACAUGUAAAGUUUUAACAUCACCAAGGAAUGAAAACAUUAGCAUACAAACUGUCAGGGAAAGUGGGGUUCGUGCUAUCAAUGUUACAAGUGAAACAACGGUAUGUUAUUGGUCCGUAUGCUUUUUUCAUAAAAAGUAUCUCACAAGCGUAAGUUAAUUUUUCUGUCGGAGACUGUAAGCACAUUCUAUGCUGGCAAACUGCAAAGGUUGCCAAAAUCUGCUAACCAUGAAUAAUGAGGUAUUCAAUAUUCAUUUAAUACCAUAUUUAUACCCAGGCUGACCAGUAAGUUUCUCCAUGGAUUGUAAAAUAACUGGAUAGGGAACUUCCUGAUGUCACAGUCUAAACCUGUUGCAAUCUGUGACGUCACGUGUAUUGCCAAAGUUCUCGGCAUUUUUGUUGUUUCGCUAUAUUUUCCGCUUUAAAAGAGUAAUAUUGAUCGAAGCAUAAACUGGUCUAAUUGUUUUAAAAACAUGCCUAAGCCACGACAAAGUAUUCAAGGUAAAUGUUUUUCGUCUUUGUUUUGUAUUUUUUUACAUUUGUAGCUACGAAAUUGGCGUCGUCAAUUUUAUCGAAAUUUGUCAUGCAUUUUUCACUGUUUAGUGCUUGAAGUAUUUGCUAAAAUUGACCGGGAAUACUUACAGAUUUCAUCGUAGAAUGGCCUAGUUAUAUUUAUUUGCUCUUUGACUAAAAUGUUUAGCUGUAAUAUCGCUAAAUAUGCCGUUUUUGAGAAUUUGGUUUGCAACUAGGUUUCAACGCCAUCAUCCCAUUAAAAACAUUAGGUCACGUCAGCUAGUUUCCUAUCCAUGUAUUUUAUUAUCCAUGGUUUCACUGCACACAUCUCAGUAAGAUGUUUUGAGGCUCCGUCUGUCGUUUCCAUACUGUAAGUAGCCAUUUUUGGGACAGCACCUAUACCAUUUCACUGAAUCAGCCAGCCGGUGAAACCGCCUUCUGACAAACUAACCUACUAAGGAUAGCCACAUCAAAACAAACAUUGAUGCCAAAUAAUUGUUACUCUCCGCCGUUUAUACCCGCGUGUCAUCCGUGAAGAAGAAGUAUGGACGCCAGAUUGUCUGUGUAGACGAGCCAAGCAGAAGGUUCAUUUUCAUGGAUGUUGGUCUAUUUAUAGCACGUUUAUACACAAGAAAUCGCCUAUGUAUGUUAUUUUCUACGCUAGGGUCAAAUUCAACCUAACCAACAUGAAGGACUAAUGUUUUAAAGGACUCAGCGGAUGUUAAGCAUCCAUUGUUUGAAGAGUUUUUCACUGUGCUAACUGUGGUGUGUGCGUUUAUUUUUAGGUGAUUGAAGAAGACUACCAACGGAAAUAUUUCCACCUUUUAAACACGAUGAAUGACCUUCAGGACAAAUUUUUGGUUUCCCAAAGAAAUUUUGAAGACCUUGUUAAAGGUAUCUAUCUGCUCCAGAUUAUUUCUUAUGUUUCUCGGUAAUCUUGAAAAUGUUUGAUGAAGGCAUAGUUCGUUUAAGACCUCUUUCUACACAUGUUCAACUUAUUUCUUAUUAAAACAUAACCAAAAUGUAAUUAGAAUCUAAAAACUAAAAAAUAUGGUAGAUUAAAAGUACAGUACAUGUAUAUUUCGCUGAUUCUCAGCCUCUUCAGUUUCACGCAAUUCAAUAUGGCGCCAGUUGGCCUAGGGAAGCACGGAUUGCAGAUACCACUUACUAAUGCGUUACCCUGCUAUACAGAAGUUGAUUGUAGAAUAUUGUUACCAGAUGGAUAACAAUGCUCUGACUUGAUAUCCUUCACAUGUUGUGUAAGUAGAGUUACAGUUGGUUCUCUCCUGUCAUUAGGGGGAUCGACUCGCCUUCUACUCGUCACGUUUGAGCUGCGUCCGAAUAGUAAUAUCCCGUAUUUCUUUUUGAAUACAGCCAGGGAAGCUUUUAUAGAAGAACUGAAAGGUAAACUGGAAAGUAAUCAUCGAGAAAUUGGUUCAAUCAAACAGGAGUUGGAGACGAGCAACAAUAAAAUAUCCGAGUUAGAAGAAAAAAGGAACUUGUACGAAAAGAAAAUACAAAACUUGAGCGUGAAAGGUUGGUAUGCAUUCACCGUGUUCAAAAGGACGUGCAUGUGAAUUGCCCUUUUGCUAAUAUAGCGAUGCUAGAUAACUUUGACGGCAGGAGGCUGUACUGUAGGUUGCUUUCGUACGAAAUGACGUUUUGAAGAAGGCCGAAAUAUGAGCACGUUUCACAGAGAAUUUCUUGCAAAAAACCUACCUAACGAACGAAAACAGAUUAAUUAUAUAGCCUUUCCAGUGUUUAAUUACAAUAUUUCAUGAUAGCUCCUUAUUUUAUUUUUGCCCCACUGGAAAGAUUUUGGAAACGUAGACAGCCUGAGAGCAAGACUAACUUGUUUGAACUUAUAGACCACUGCAAAGAGACAACUUGCACUUACUGCAGACACUGCUAGGGUAUCAUUAUUUUCAUCAAGCACUUUGUUUGAAUUGUUUCUAUAUUUUUAAUGUGCUAGAUCACUUUUUAAUUGAGCAGUUCUUGCUUGCAGGGAUCUUACUGUAGUUUAGCAUGCUUAUAUUGCGCUGAGAUCGUGUACAACUUGGCCAUGAACCCAGUGUUUUGGAUCUGCUGGGUUAGCUUGGGUAUACCCUGCUUGAAUCAGAAAUUCAUGCAGCUGAACAUACAACUAUAUUAAAGUGUAGACUAUUGCAUACAUAUAUUAGCGUGAACAGAAUAAAACACUUUGACUUUGUAUUUCACUGCAACUACAGUAUAUGUUUGGAUAUAUCAGUUGUCAGAGUGAACGUCUUGUCAGACUAGCAUUUGAAACUCAUUUUCAACUAAUACUAACAGGUAUAUUUCAUUUUAAAUUAGGCAGGACAAACCCCUGACUUUUUUCCACACCCAGAGGAGUGAGCAAAUGGUAAUUAUAUAUGUCGUGCGUCAUACUCGGAAGCUACCGAUGACCUCCUGGGGGAUGGGCUUUUAUGUAUAUGUUUAUGAAAGUCGUUGUGUACUUGCCGAAAGUAGACCGCAAUUUCUAAGAAACUAAACCACAAACGUUUUCCAUGCAGUUCCAUGUUUUCCAGUUCCAACUGGUAACAUGAAAUCUUGCCCCAUAUCUAGAAUAACCUGGUAUCACUAUACCUACUCUACCAAUAUAUUUUCCAUCGGAAAGUUUACAUAUUUUAUAAAACAAGCCUAGAAAACCUCUGCAGUUGAAGAGUUUCGUGUCGACUCUUACAUUUUAUGUAUGACUGACAAGUAAAUUUAGCACUAAAAUGAGUCAAAAUACAAAAUAGUGUGUAGUAUAAACAAACAUCAUGAUUUGGGGCAUCUAAAAGUUGAAGAGUUUUUGUUGAUGGAGAUAAAUGGGGAAAAGAAAUCGUUAAAAAACCUUAAACUAUAGAUCCCAAAAAUGACAAAAGUUGUGAAUUUCACAAGUUUUAAAAUGGCAUGCAUUUAUAAACUUUUGAUUAAUCAGUUUGUUUUUGCUCGUGAGGUAAGUUUUUGCAAGAAAUUCGCAGCGUGUCAAUAUGUCGUCUCCUUAUAAACGUUGAAGCGAUUUAUUGAUGGAAAUCUCGAGUGUAAAUUUUAUGGAUGAAAAAAGUUGUUAAAAUCCGCCAUUUCGUCUUAUAAAAGCAAAGUGCCAUUUGGACACUUGCCCAAAUAUUAAGUCGAUUGUUACUAUAUUAUCACCUUUUGUGCAAAUCACAGUUGUUUAAGGAUUUCAAACUUUUUGGCCUUAAAUUUCAUGCAGUGUAUAUAGCUUAAUUUUUGACCAAUGCAUGCUUUCAUGGUUGAACAAUUAUUGUUGCAACGUUGUUAAACAGUUAUUUACCUUUCAUUCAAAGGCUUUUAGAAAUGGGGCGGUUGCGCUCAUUGUGUCUUCCACAAAUGCAAUUAUACAAAAUAUAAAAAGAUAAAAAUGUUUGAAUCUCGUGGUUUGAUAAGUGGAGGACAUGCUCAUGGUCGCAAUUUGUCUCCCAAUGAGGAAACAUUGACUUCAAAUUCUUAGAAAGUAAUUGCAUUGAUGAAUAUUGCAUAUAGUUACAGAGGAUUGUUAUACUUCUAGUUGAAGACAUGAAAGUGAUGGAAGCUGAAGUGAAACAUCAAGUUUUGAAAAGUAGAGAAGACGAACUACAGGUAUAUGAGUAAACAUUUUAAAAAUUAGUUCAAGAACUUAUAAAUAAUGUUGUGUUGUUUAGAGAGACAUUGGUUGUAUACAGUACAAUAACAGGGGUGUAUGUAGUUAAGAGUAGGUUUCUUGUUUCUCUACCCCCGAUUGUGCAAGGAUCAUUUUCUCCCCUAUCCAGGAGCAGUCAGAAGAAAAAAUGGAUAAUUGAAAGACCGAUGAGCGAUAGUGAAUUCUCCGGUUUUAAAGCGUUUUUGACCAUGUCCCGGCUGAGUUGCUGGCGGAAAAAUUGUGCAGUUAGCAGAAAAAUCAGAAUUAUGAAAAUCCUAUUUUCACGAAAUUCAAUAUUUUAGUUUUCUUCCUCUCUCCUUCCUCGUCUCCUCGUUUAGGAUCACUUCCCUCAAACCCCCGACUUUUUUCCACACCCAGAGGAGUGAGCAAAUGGUAAUUAUAUAUGUCGUGCGUCAUACUCGGAAGCUACCGAUGACCUCCUGGGGGAUGGGCUUUUAUGUAUAUGUUUAGUUGAUGUGAAUAUGUGAUGGAUGAUUAAAGUAAUUACUUUUCAUGUCUUUUUGCCUGUCUACACGAAUAACAUGGUGUCAGUAGUGGGAUUAAAUCGAAACUAGGAAUUACAAAGGGUGCAAUCUACCUUUAUUCGCCGCCUAUUAGCGCUGGUUAGAUGUUCAGAAACAAACAAAAAUCGGCGAAGUCGUGCGAACAUUUCGACCGCCAUUUUGAAUUUUUAAAAUUUGUAUUUUCACGUUGAAUCACGCUAAAAGCAACACAAUAAACGAGCAAUUCCAAAGAACGAGACACCAAUAUUGGACGUUAAAGCGGUUCGGGCCAAUAGAAAUCAUUUCAGACACUGGGAAACUUGGUUUGAUGAUUACUGUUUGCUCGAAGGAUACAGAGAUCUGACAAAAGACAGAACUACUCAAACGAAUGGCCAUUUCAUGCAUCGCAGCUAAACGGCCUUGAAAUAGCUGUACUUCGGGACAGCAAUACCAAGCUCAGAAUGGAACACGCUUGACGAUGUAAUCGCUCCAAAAAUAUCAGCAGAUGAUCAACAAACGUUAUGGCAAGACCGCUACCACUUCUGGGUGAAAAUGACACAACUGCCAACAGCUCCAAUAGCAAUGUGGUAAAUACACUUUCUCAAAGUCCGUUUUGGAAUACGGACUUUUCCAGCCUGCUUCGCGCGUUUUUUGCUCGACGUGUAUUUUGGUCGGAGGUUGGCCGGGGUGUGAUGGGGGUCAUUCUAGCCAAUGAAAAGCGUACAUUUAAAUUAUAUGAAUUAAUUAUUCAAAUGUCGUUACAGUAAUUAGGCUUUCGACUUAUUUAUAUACAAUAAACAAUAUUUAAUAAAACAACGUCAUUUCAAAGUAGAUAUCUCGAAGAUGCAAUAAAAUAUUGGCAACAGAGGCAAACUGUUGUUGAACUGAGUUAACUUUUCUAAACUAAAGCGGCAUUUUUGUUCCCCACAAGAACGGCAAACAAUAUUUGUUAAUAUAAUGUUAGUGUAGUUUCAUUACAACGAACUCUUCCAAUUUUAUAUAUUACUGUAGGCUAAUGUUUUCGCAAACAUUCGUCUUUUUAUGUCUAGGGAAGAAUCGCCGUCGCUUAUCUACAUCUUCCAUGUCUUUGCCGCAUUGUAGACACAACAUCGGUCAUAGAAUUUGGAGAAAGAUCGUCUUGAAACCGUUAAAUAAAAUAUAGUCAUAGAAAGAUUGAAAGAAGUAUAAAUCUACCGUAAAUUUAUAUGACAUUUUAGUCUAAAUUGUUAGCAUUUUCUUCAACCGCUUAUGUUAUUAACAGUUAUUGUCAUUAGAAAUUACUGUGUUUUCAAAUUUGAGCGGAGAUCUAGGAUAAAAAAGUCAAAGGAAAGUCUAUUUACAAAGUGAGCUGAAAUCGAAAACUUUUCUGCUGUUCCUUUGGAGCUCAAGCUGAUGAAUUCAUGCGUGACAAAUUUCUCUUCAGCCUUAGUGAAACAUUCAGCCAUUUUCGCGAGGACAUUUUCUAUCGGGAUGAUCAAGGAAAGCCAGAGGACCCUCAAUCCACCCCAGCCUUUGUCGUUUGUCAAGCUCUAUCUUAUGAGGCGGCACAGAACAAGUAAAAUGCUCCAACAUUCGACCACUGAAGAGUAAGUAAGGGUCUGGCCACCUUAUGAGGCUUUAACCAUGGACUUCAUUACUCAACAAUGUCCCUCUUUGUUUAAAGGAAUAGUACACCUGGGCCCACCAGUUGACUUUGAUCUUGAUCCAAGUGUCAAACCUACCCAUGGAGUCCAUCGCCAGCCAGUUUCCAAGCUUGAUAAAGUCAAGGCAGCAGUAGAUUCUUAUGAGGCUACAGGGCAACUAGUAAGAGUAUCACAGCCGACUGAGUGGAUAUCUGAUAUGGUUGUCCGAGAAAGAAUAGCAACACCAACUAAGCCAGGCAAGAUCCGCGUCUGUCUAGAUCCAUCGCAGACCCUCAACAAGGCAAUAACGUCGGCCAAAAUACAUCAUUCCCACGUUGGAGGAGAACUUGCACAAAUUACACAAUGUAAAGUGCAUGACAAUUCGCGAUGUGAAAGAGGCAUUCCAGAACAUCCCGUUGACUUCCCGCUCCUCUCUGAUGACCACUCUGUAUCUUUUCGGGGCGCUAUAGAUGGACGUGACUCCCUUUCGGGAUAUCUUCUGCAUCUGAAGAAUGGCAACGUCGUAUCCACAUGGUCCUUGAAGGCCUCAAAGUCGUAAGCAUUGCGGAUGGUAGCCUAUAGUUCCAGGAUGCGGUGACACAGAUAAAGAGGCCAGGGUUGAUCAUGACCGAAAUCUUAUCGCAGUGCUUGAACGCCUUGAGCAAAAUCAUGUCAAGAUCAAUGCCGCCAAGAUGAAAUUCAUGACGACAAUUGUCACCUUUAUGGGUCGUCUAAUUACUCCAGAUGGCCUUCGACCAGAUCCAACAACGGUUGAGGCUGUGACGAAUUCACCAGCACUCCAUGACAAGCAGGGAGUCCGCCGAUUCUUGGGGGCUAUCAGCUACCUGAGCAAAUUCUGUCCCCAGCUGAGUAGCGUCACACAACCAUUACGAGCCUUUACCAAGGACGAUAUGCCAUUAGUGUGGUCUAAUCAACACUUGAAAGUGUUUGAUGAAGCCACGUCACUAGCAACGUCAGCACCUUGCCUCAAUUAAACAUAUUUAGAUCGAGGACGCGGACGUCAAAGACGACGUGAAAAUGGCGUCAAAAUGGCGUUGCAUAUCCAUACAUGGGCACAACACGUCAUUUUCACGUCGUCUUUGACGUCCGCGUCCUCGAUCUAAAUAUGUCUAAUACUAUGAUGUGAACGCGCCUGUGGUUCUCCAAGUGGACGCUUCUGACUACGACCUGGGGGCAGCCCUUCUUCAGCCUUCUCGGCAAGAAAGUGACGGCACUUUUGAGUUUUGACGAAAAGUCCCUCCAGCCGGUGACUUAUAGCUUUACAAGCCUGACCGCGACUGAACAACGCUAUGCUCAAAUAGAAAAAGAAUGCCUCGCUAUUGUUGAAGCCUUUAAGAAGUUUGACCAGUGGCUUUUGGGAAAAGCUAACGUCACAGUGCACACUGACCACCAACCUCUACAGUGUAUCUUCCAAAAGGAUCAUGUCUCAGCUCCGAAACGUCUUCAGAAAAUGAUGUCUUUUACCGAAAGGGCACCUCCCUCUACUAGGCUGUCUACUCCCUCUAGAACCCCGUGUAGAGAAAGCCCUAAGGCUUCAAAGGAAUCGGACAUGUUCCAAGUUUUCCGCGCACAUAUCAGUCCGGUUGAUCCAGUUUGUACUUCUGUAAGUAUCUAUCCUGUUUGUACUUCUGUGAUAUCAACCAAGAUUGGCUCGACUGGAAAAAUGCGUUUCUUGCCGCGGUAUCGGAUUUUGUUCCCACGAAGAAACUUCAAACUCGAAACCAUCUCCCAUGGAUGAACAGUGAGAUUCUUCAUAACAUCAAGAAGAAAAACUCUAUAAGAAUGAGAAUAAAAAGAUCCUGUUCACCAAGUCAGCACCUUAAAGAGAGUUUUCGAAGUAUACGUAGAAAGAUCAAGCAAAUGUUACGUGAAAGUCGACUAAAGUACAUCAACUCAAUUUGUUCGUCUCGUGGACAAAAUCCCAAACGUUUUUGGACAUUUUUUAAAACAAAAAUUAAAGUAUCAAAUAUUCCAGAAAACGUUUCCAUGAAAGUGAACAACACUGAAAGAACUUCUGCCAAUAACGCCGUAGAAAUAGGCCUUUCCAAGGUUUCUACCGCCAUAUUGCAGGGGGUGCAAAAACAUUGGGGCGAGCGCGCGGCCACCAAUGGCGCCCAUACUAUUUCCUAUUGAGUGAGUGAAAAUUACCUUUUGACAUUUUGUCCUUUUUCUCAAAAAAUUUCUAUACAAGCAUAUCCAAUUUUUAUUUUUAGAUAAUCGCUGGGUUUUUUCUGAUAUGUGGCCGAGAUUUCUUGCUAAUCGAAGGACAGGAAGUAAUAAAAAACGGCGGCUUUUGUUGUACAACUUGACCGACGUUUGAGCGAUGAUUUUUGUACAAAUAUAGAAAUAUAAACAGUAAUAAUGGCGGACACCAAAGGACUUACACGUUUAAUGGACAAAUAUUCUUCCAAAGAUCGGUUAAACAAACGAAAUAACAAGAAUCAUCGCUCAAACGUCGCUCAAGGUGUACAACAAAAGCCGCCGUUUUUUAUUAUUUCCUGUCCUUCGAUUAGCAAGAAAUCUCGGCCACAUAUCAGAAAAAACCCAGCGAUUAUCUAAAAAAUAAAAAUUGGAUAUGCUUGUAUAGAAAUUUUUUGAGAAAAAGGACAAAAUGUCAAAAGGUAAUUUUCACUCACUCAAUAGGAAAUAGUAUGGGCGCCAUUGGUGGCCGCGCGCUCGUCCCAAUGUUUUUGCACCCCCUGCAAUAUGGCGGUAGAAACCUUGGAAAGGUCUAUUGCAAAUACAUUCAACACGUAUUUCGCCUCUAUCUUUACGCAUGACUCCGAUAUUGAUCACCAACGACAUCAAGACAAAUAUAGAUCAACAACGAUCAGACAAGAUAUUGAUCAACAACGACAACAAAUCAUUACGCUGUGCCUGUGGCAUUCUUCCUGAUGAUUGGAAAUUAGCUAAUGUCGUACCUGUGCAUAAGCGAGGUGAGAAAUCCUACGUAGAGAACUAUCGACCAAUCUCAUUGCUUUCACUUAUCUCUAAAGUACUCGAACGUUGCGUCUUUAAUAACAUCAAACAUCAAGUAUUCCAACAAAUCAACUCUUGUCAACACGGAUUUGUGCCAGGAAAAUCGUGCGUGACGCAACUUAUUGAAGUAUUUGAACAGAUAGGGCGCAAAUUGGACAAUGGUGAACAAAUAGACGUGAUUUAUUUAGAUAUGUCGAAGGCAUUCGAUAAAGUAAGUCAUACUAAGCUUCUUCAUCGACUACGCGAAUUUGGGUUUCGAGGAAACGUCCUGAACUGGUUCUCAUCGUAUCUCAGUAAUCGUCGUCAGUAAACAACGGUUCAUGGAGCAACAUCAAGACCUUUAGCCGUAACAUCCAGAGUGCCGCAAGGUUUGAUACUUGGCCCAUUGUUGUUCCUAUUGUACGAAAACUACCUCCCCAACACCGUGAACAAUUCAACUAUUUUAAUUUUGGGAUAGGUAAUAGGACCUCUACAUGCGUCUUGGACCUGUGGUGUACUUAAAAUCAUUAUUUAUCUAAUGGAUUACUGUUAUUUUCAACGGGGUCUUGAAAGUAGACCAUGCCGUGAAAUAUUGUAUAAAAGGUGCACGCGUUGUUUUGUGUCUCUUUAUGUCAUUCCAUUGUAGAAAUAUCGUAAUUGAAGUUAGCAUGUGCUGUAUGUAAAGUUAUUACUUGGUAAUUGAUAGGUGUAAUUUGAUGAUGCACAUGAAUUUAUCGAUAUCACAGGGUCGGAUUUGACCAUACUGCGAUGUUGUAAAUUAGGAAUUGGUAACAAGACUUGUGAUUUUGCGUUGUGUAAUUUUCCUGUAUCUCAUUUGAGUAAAUGGUUUUCUUAAAUAUAUCUUCACAGGGUCUGGAAAGUAGACCAUGCAGUGAGAUAUU